This is a messenger RNA of Momordica charantia (bitter melon), 877 nucleotides long. It is a transcript of the gene LBD20, whose product is annotated as LOB domain-containing protein 20. Gene Ontology annotation, biological process: positive regulation of DNA-templated transcription; hormone-mediated signaling pathway. Gene Ontology annotation, cellular component: nucleus. Lineage: Eukaryota; Viridiplantae; Streptophyta; Magnoliopsida; Cucurbitales; Cucurbitaceae. The record is from RefSeq and is a predicted model, not a curated record.
UUCGUUUAAUUUGCAUGGCCGACGCCGGAGAAUUGGUGGUGUUGGCUCCUCGGCGGAAGCGGGGCGGCAACAGGCAGGAGCAGCCGGACUCGGUGGCUCCGUGCGGCGCCUGCAAGUUUCUCAGAAGAAAGUGCGUCAACGGCUGCAUCUUCGCGCCACAUUUCGGGUCCGACCAGGGCGCCGCCCGCUUCGCCGCCGUCCAUAAGGUCUUCGGCGCCAGUAACGUCUCCAAGCUGCUGCUGCAUAUUCCGGUCACCCGCCGCCACGACGCCGUCGUCACCAUUUCCUAUGAGGCUCAGGCCAGGCUCUCCGACCCCGUCUACGGCUGCGUCUCCACUGUACUCGCCCUACAGCAACAGGUGGCAUCUCUGCAGGCAGAGCUUGCGGCGGUUCAAACUCAAUUGAUAAACAGCAGGUUGGCAUUUGCAACUGCAAUUCAAAACUCACAGCCACCCCAAGUCGGAGUUCUGCAGCCUGCUUACUCUAACAACUCCUCCGUCUCUGUCUCCGCCUCCGCCUCCACCUCCGCUCAUAACGCGAUCAAUUUGAGUAGUUUCACUUCCAACUACGACCUUCCGACCGAGACUGCCCCAUCUUCCCAUCAGUUGGAGCCUCUUCACCUCCCCCACCGGUCAAUCGAAGAGGAGGAAGACGAGGAAAACAGCCAGUUGCCCACCAUCUUCACCGUCCCCGACGAGCUUCUCCGCCGAAGAUGAGAAUCAACUUGGAGAAGAAUAACAUUGAAGUGGCUUUCCAUAAGUUCAUGUCCUGAUCUAUGAGACAGAAUCAAAUCAAUGUAGGAGGAAAAGAAACCCAAUGGAGUCAAGUUUUGAAAUUGAUGUUCAACUUUAAAUGUAGGUGUGCAAGUUGAAAUUAA